Messenger RNA from Quercus lobata, 1374 nucleotides. RefSeq lists its product as uncharacterized. The transcript is spliced from 12 exons. The record is from RefSeq and is a predicted model, not a curated record. Bases 412 to 828 code for a protein of 138 amino acids. Lineage: Eukaryota; Viridiplantae; Streptophyta; Magnoliopsida; Fagales; Fagaceae.
UCUUAUCUAGAAGGGUGGAAGAAGAGAUUGAAAUGCGUCAGCUCAAGCUGAAGCAUAUUGAAGAAGGUAUAGCUUUCAGUGGAAGGAGAGCAAAGACAGCUAGAUCUCAAGGGAAGAAGGUUCAAAUAACUGUUGAACAGGAAAUUUCAAAAAUACUUGGGAACUUGGCUUGGGCUUACUUGCAGCAAAACAAUUAUAGUUCUGCCAAAAAACAAUGCAGAUUGCUCAUCAAGGUUCUUUUCUCACAAGGUGUUAAUUACGCAACUUAUCAAUGAGAGAAACAAAGAGGGAGGGGACGAGAAUGGUUGGAGAAAAGUCGAUUUAUACCAGCUCUGUAUGACAUUUCUAUGUUGAGUAGAGACUUAGAGAGGGAGGGAGAAACACGUCGUAAAAGGGGAUUUUGACUUACACAUGAUGGGUGAAGCAUAUUUGUGGAUUGUGGCUUUCUUUCCGUUCAUUCAUAAGGAAUGUGGAGAACAAUCUAUUCUUUGGACCUAUACCUGCAAAAUUGCUGUGUUCCAAAUUUUUGGUGCUGUGGAUUUUUUUGUUCUGACUUUCAUGUAUAUAUAUAGAGAUGGAUUGUCUUUUAACAUGGAUUUGGUUCUAUCGUGUAUGCCAAAUCCUGGAACUAGUUAUAUACUCUGUUUGGCUCCUCCACUAUUGUCUGGUUCUGCGUGUCAGAAAUACUCAGAAGCAAUAUUUCGCUAUACGGCAAAGUGCCAAGCAAGUCCAAAGAAUUUUAGUUUCAGGGUCAUCAAAGUUGUUGGCCAAUAUUCUGUACUCAUGGGUCUAUCUGUUGGGAACUUAAUUGCUAGUGCUGGUUUCUAGGCAGUUUGUGGAUAUGUCUCGUAUUAGAAUUGAGGGCCUUCUUGUGGCUUCUCCCAAGUUGGUAGGCACAGGAAAACAACAUACAUAUGUUUAGACGGAAAAUGUGUGCUGUGUACCAGCCCAUUGAGGCUUUGUAGUUGCUGCUUGUAACAAACAAACAGAGCAACAUCCUAGAAGAUUUGGAGACUUUGUUGAGGAUGCUCUCUAAGCUUGUACCUGAAUAUUCCUAUUCUGUAGAUGAAGGGGGUAUACGCAAGACAGCUUUUGAGCUGAUUUUUUAUUUUGAUGAAGUCAUCUCUCUUGGGCACAAGGAAAAUGUAAUAGUUGCACAGUUUAAGCAGUACUGUGAGAUGGAAAGUCAUGAAGAGAAGUUGCCAAGCUGGUAUUGCAGAGCAAGAUUAAUGAAACCAAGGAUUUUAUGAAGCACAAAGCCUGUGAGAUAGAUGAAAGCAAGAUUGAAAAGGGAAGAGGUGAAAGGGAGGGUUUAUGUCUUUACGGUCAAUGGGCUGUGGAAGGAUUGAGAGUAGCUUUAGUGAUAUGAGCAUA